AUGAGCGACGACAAGGCGGACCUCUUGCGGUUCGCAACUGAGUAUGCGGACAAAAAUAUUGAUCUUUAUGAGCUCCUCGGAGUGGAUGCUCUCACCUCCAAAGAGGACAUUCGCAGAGCCUGGAGAAAAGCGUCGUUAAAGUAUCACCCCGACAAGAGAGGCGAGGAUUUUGAUGCUUCGAAAUGGGAGCUCUUCGAGAGGGCGAGGGACAUUUUGUCCGAUUCAGAUGCUCGCGCUGCAUACGACCAGUCCCUAAAAGCCAAGCUUCUGCGCAAACAAGAGCGCGAAGCAAUGGACAAGGAGCAUAAAAAAUUCGCCGACGAUCUGGAAGCUCGCGAAAAUGCUCAUAGGCAGCAAAAAGAGCAGCAGCAGCAGCGAGAUCAGGAAAAGUUAAACAAGGAGCGGGAGCGGCUGGCGGAAGAGCAACGGAUACAUGAAGAAGAGAAGAAGCGACAGGCUGAAGCGGCGCAGGAAAUGGAAGACUUGGCCGAGGCAAGGCGACGACUAAAGGAAAAGAAGGAGGAGAAAGCAAGGAGAAAGCAGGUCAAGGAGUCUCUAAAGGCCACAGGCGCCGUGAAAAAGCCGUCGGGGCCCGCAAACGGCGCCGUUAUCGUACCCGGCGAUUAUCUCGUAGAUGUCGGCACUGCGAAGAAGAUGUACUGGGAACUGGUGUGCGACAAGUUGCGAGCUGUUCAAGCAGUGAGAAACCUGCAGAAACUGGAUACGACGAAUGGCCAGGAGCUCGAGGAAGCCGAGAAGGAAAUGAGACAAGCGAGGCAGCGAAUCCAUGAGGCGGAGAUGAAGUUUCAACAA
Trichoderma atroviride IMI 206040 is the source of this 813-nucleotide messenger RNA. RefSeq lists its product as uncharacterized. Gene Ontology annotation, cellular component: spliceosomal complex. Gene Ontology annotation, biological process: spliceosomal complex disassembly. Lineage: Eukaryota; Fungi; Ascomycota; Sordariomycetes; Hypocreales; Hypocreaceae. The record is from RefSeq and is a predicted model, not a curated record.